Molecule: messenger RNA, 2487 nt
Organism: Eubalaena glacialis (North Atlantic right whale)
Lineage: Eukaryota; Metazoa; Chordata; Mammalia; Artiodactyla; Balaenidae
Gene: AIRE
Product: autoimmune regulator
Exons: 20
Coding region: 1-2487 (828 amino acids)
Biological process (GO): humoral immune response; regulation of transcription by RNA polymerase II
Cellular component (GO): nucleus; cytoplasm
Molecular function (GO): translation regulator activity; DNA binding; DNA-binding transcription factor activity, RNA polymerase II-specific
Source: RefSeq, a predicted model, not a curated record
AUGAAGCAGAGGGGGGGCCUGGCAGCGGGUGGAGCCGUGCCUCUCUGGGAGCGUACACUGGUGUCAGGCCUGGGCUCCUGGCUGCUUGUAUGUCAUUCAGGCGGAGGCGCUGCAGAGACUGCCCCGUCUCCCGGGCUGUGGGCCAGGGCACGGGAUGAAGUGGGGGGUGCAAAGCCCAGCGCCCCCACUAAGCGGGCUCGCGACUCCAGGUCUUCAUGCUUUCACUGCACGGCUCUGGUCCGACCCUCCGCCCAGCCUGCCGCUGUCUUGACCACUAAUGACGCUUUAAGUAUGCAGAGAGAGAGAAGGCAGCCGCUGACGGCUCAGAAGGGUCUGGCCUCACAGCCAGGUGUCCUGGCGCUCCCGGUGGAUGCCAGCGACCUCACAGGGCACAGCCUCAGACAGACCACUCUGUGCGGUCCCAGCCUGCCAGACUCCCAGUGGGGCCAGUGGGUGGCCAGCAUCUGCACGGGGGAUUCAGGGCCACAGGCGGAGGCUGGGGACAUGGGUCCUCCAUCAGGUGGGUACCUCCUCCUACAGCCCCAGGCUUGGGACCCUGAGCAGCUGCUGCGGCGGUGGCAGCGGUGCCCACUCCCCACCAGGGACUCUGCCCCCGCACAGCCCCGUGGAGGCUUCCCGUGCUGCCUCUGCCAGCUGCUGGGGCACCUGGGCAGCCCCUGCUCGUGUCUGACACUGGGCCCCAGGAGAGCCCGGUAUAAUAGAGACCCGGGCCGUGAGCUCAGACCCGCGGAGGCCGGAGGAAGCGCCUGGGGCUCCCUCUUCCCGGGCCAGGCGGGGAGAGGGGGCCCCCAGCCCCGCGUCCCCGACCCGGCAAUGGCGGGCGAGGCCCGGGCCGGUGGGGACACGGCGCUGCGCCGCCUCCUGAGGCUGCACCGCACGGAGAUCGCCGUGGCCGUGGACAGCGCCUUCCCGCUGCUGCACGCGCUGGUCGACCACGACGUGGUCCCCGAGGACAGAUUCCAGGAGACGCUGCGUCUGAAGGAGAAGGAGGGCUGCCCACAGGCCUUCCACGCGCUCCUCUCGUGGCUCCUGACCCAGGACACGGCCGUCAUCCUGGACUUCUGGAGGGUUCUCUUCAAGGACUACAACCUGGAGAGAUACAGCCGGCUGCAGCCCAUCCUAGACAGCUUCCCCAAAGAUGUGGACCUCAGCCAGCCCCGGAAGGGGAGGAGGCCCCCGGCUGGCCCCAAGGCCACCGUGCUGCUGCCCAGGCCCCCCACCAAGAGGAAGGCUCUGGAGGAACCGAGGGCCACCCCGCCAGCAGCUCUGUCCCCGAGGGGCACCUCCAGCCCAGGCUCCCAAGCCAAGGCCAAGCCCUCCAAGAAGUCAGAGAGCAACGCAGAGCCACAGCGCCUCCCGCUGGGCAACGGAAUUCAGACCAUGUCCGCUUCGGUCCAGAGAGCCAUGGCUGUGUCAUCUGGGGACGUCCCAGGAGCCCGCGGGGCCGUGGAGGGGAUCCUCAUCCAGCAGGUGUUUGAGGCAGGCGGCUCCAAGAAGUGCAUCCAGGUUGGGGGGGAGUUUUACACUCCCAGCAAGUUUGAAGACCCCGGUGGGGGAAAGAACAAGACCCGAAGCGGCAGCCUGAAGACCCUGGUUCGAGCCAAGGGGACCCAGGCUCCUGCCCCUGGUGGAGGCGAUUCGAGGGCAGGCCAGCCGGACAGGGCCCCGGGCCCCCCUGCCCUCCCCAGUGAGCCCCAGCUGCACCAGAAGAACGAGGACGAGUGCGCGGCGUGCGGGGACGGCGGGGAGCUCCUCUGCUGCGACGGCUGCCCCCGCGCCUUCCACCUGGCCUGCCUGACCCCGCCGCUGCACCGGAUCCCCAGCGGGACCUGGAGGUGCCCCAGCUGCCUCCAGGGAAGAGCCCAGCAGGAGCUGCCCCGGGCUGAGGAGCCCCGGCCCCGGGAGCCGCCUGCAGAGACCCCGGUCCUCCUGGCACUGAGGUCAGCGGGAGAGGAGGCGAGGGGACCUCCCAGGGAGCGCCCCGCUGGAAUGGAUGUUGCAGUCACCUACAAGCACCUGCUGGCCUCACCUCCUGCAGCCCCCCCGCUUGUGCUGGACCCCUCGGCCCUGCACCCCCUGCUGUGUGUGGGCCCUGAGGGGCAGCAGGGCCCGGCGCCCGGCGCGCGGUGCGGGGUGUGCGGGGACGGCGCGGACGCGCUGCGGUGCUCACACUGUGCCGCCGCCUUCCACUGGCGCUGCCACUACCCCGCCGGCGCUGCCCGGCCCGGGGCCGCCCUGCGCUGCAGAUCCUGCUCCGGAGACCCCGCCCCGGCCCCCGGGGAGGGGGCGCCCGCCGCGAGUCCCGCCCCGAGCCCCGCGGGGGACAAUUCUGCUGCUCAUGAGCCGGUUCUGCACAGGGAUGACCUGGAGUCCCUCCUGAGUGAGCACUCCUUUGACGGCAUCCUGCAGUGGGCCAUCCAGAGCAUGUCCCGCCCGGUGGCCGAGGCGCCCACCUUCCCCUCCUGA